AUGCGUCUCACCACAGUUCUACGCACGUCUCGUACCCCCGUGUCUCAAUUUCCCUGGCUCGCACCGCUAAAGGUCGCGCAACUCCAGCGCAUCGCGCGUGCAACGGGGAUUCAAUCCUCUGGAACGAAAAGCGUGCUCACGGCGCGCAUUGAGGCAGCGCUAUGUCAGCAAUUAGCUGUCCCCUUACGAGAAAAGACAGGUGAUGACUGGAGCGUGCUGAGUAUCGAUAUGGGGAUUCAGAAUCUCGCGUUCGCACACCUGCGCGUGCCGAGGGCUUCCGUCACGCAGACGACGGCGCGGGCGCCGUCGAGACCGGUGCUCACGGCUUGGCAUCGAUUGAAAGUCUCCGAAAUUGGAGAGCUGGAUUUGGAGGGUACGGGUGUGAAGGCGGAUGGUAUGGGCAAUGCUGGACUCAUGUCUGAGUCCACGCAGCCUGUCGAGACCGAGCUGACAGCGGGCUUGAAGGAGGCGUUCUCGCCAGCUUUGUACGCUGCAAUGGCUUAUACAUUGAUUACCUCCCUUCUUUCUGCCUACAAGCCUACUCAUGUAUUGAUCGAACGCCAGCGGUUCCGCUCCGGUGGCGGGAGUGCCGUGCAAGAGUGGACGAUACGUGUUGGCGUGCUGGAGGGUAUGUUACAUGCGGUGCUACACACGCUCCGACAGGAAAGUGGGAGUGGUCUCGCUGGACUUGAAGUGCAGGGUAUUGAACCAAAGCGAGUGGUCAGAUAUUGGGAGGACAUUGAUCUUGAUACCGGCCGAGAGGUCGAGGAAGGUACUAGAAAAGGCAGAGUUAGUGCACGAGAAGUCAAGAAGGCCAAAAUUGACCUCGUAGGGCGGUGGUUGGGUGCUUCUCUCGAGAACAACGGCUCUCCAGAUGGAGCUAUCCUUGCAGACGGGGAGGCCCUCCGCACCACGGUGGACGGAAAGAUCUGUCUGGCGGCAGAUAAACCUGCAGUUCAUGAUCUCGCGGGUGCGUACUUGCGUAAAUGGCGUGGUGAAAGGACGAGUAAAAAGCAAUCUUCUGCCACAGACUCCACCAGUGCAGUUACGAAGCUGGAUGAUCUAGCGGACUGUCUAUUGCAAGGCGUCACUUGGGUGGAGUGGCAGGCAAUGCGAAAGAGGCUUGCCCGGGAAGGGUUGGAAGCAUUAUGA
This is a messenger RNA of Penicillium brasilianum, 1152 nucleotides long. The record is from the annotation of a GenBank genome assembly. NCBI's taxonomy places the organism in Eukaryota, Fungi, Ascomycota, Eurotiomycetes, Eurotiales, Aspergillaceae.